UCAUCCAUGUUUGUUUCGUAAACACCAUCCACCAGCGUCUGUUCGGCCAGUGAUUAUUUUUUCACUACUUCAGCAGCGUUAUUUCUCACGUUGGGACACGCGACACCGUGACCGAGUGAUUGAUUGAAUAUUUAAUCCCAAAAAUUCGUGUGUUCCAGUGUCCUAGUGUUUUAGUAGCAGAUUGUGCAGCAAGAAGAAGAGAAUGAGUAAGAAGAAAAAUAUGGCAAUUGACUUCCAGGAUAACAUGAUAUUGCUGACACGAAAAUAUCUGAAGCGUAAAAUAAUGUGUCCUGAGACUAAAUUUAGGCAUCAUGUUAAGGAACGACUACAUGUGUUAGAAUUAGUGAAACGUACCGUUGAAAUAGGUGAAAGUAAUUCUGCAUUGUUAAUUGGGCCUAGGGGUAGUGGGAAGACAACGCUCAUUAACAGUGUCCUGAAGGAGUUGUCGUCUUUGAAGAGCUUUAAGGACAACGCACUGAUAGUGAAUCUUCAUGGAUUAGUUCACACCGAUGACCGGUUAGCGUUGAAGGACACAACUCGUCAAAUGCAAUUGGAGAAUGUAGUUGGUGAUAAGGUUUUUGGCACGUUUGCGGAGAAUCUGUGCUUCCUUUUGGAGUGUUUAAAAUCUGGUGAUAAGAAACGCUCGAAGCCGGUUAUCUUCAUACUCGAUGAAUUCGAUCUGUUUUGUGAGCAUCACAAUCAGACACUGUUGUACAAUCUGUUUGAUGUCGCUCAAUCAGCGCAGGUGCCGAUAUGUGUGCUGGGGAUAACUUGCAGAUUAGACGUCAUAGAGCUGCUGGAGAAGCGAGUGAAAUCCCGAUUCUCGUAUCGUCAGAUAUUCCUCUUACCCGGCGACACUUCAACGGAGCAACCCACGUCUGCAUUCGACGAUCGCUUGGAGCUCUUUCAGCACCUUCUGAGCUUACCCGACGACGAGAAUGUAAAUAAGAUAGAGCAGCAAUACGACGAUUGCACGAUAGAUCCGCAAUUUGGAUCUAUGUGGAAUGAGUACAUUAAGAGUUUAACCACUAACGUCACGAUGGUGAAUCUGCUGAAGAGAAUGUAUCAUAUCGAUGUGAGCGAAAGACGCUUUAGAAAUUUUCUCGCGGUGGCUGUGUCGACAUUAUCCGAGAAACAUCAGAAAUUAGAAGUGAAUGAUUUCGUGGAGGCGAGCAAGAUCUUCUCGCAGGACGACAAGGUGCUGAUGCUCGAAGGAUUGUCCAUUUUAGAAAUGUGCUUGAUAAUAGCGAUGAAACAGGAGGCAGAAAUUUACGACGGCGAACCAGUGAAUUUCGAGACUAUUUACAAUCGUUACAUCAAAUUCGCAAAUCAGAAUUCCUCUAUACAAUCUGUUCAGAAACCGGUGAUCAUGAAGGCUUUCGAGCAUAUCAAGAACUUGGAGAUUUUGUCGCCAGUUGGGAAUUCGAAUAUGAGAGUCGAGAAGGAGUAUCAGUAUUACAAAUUCACAUUAACAUCGAAGCAAGUUAUGGAGGCUGUGAAAAAUUACCCGGGUCUUCCCACAGAAGUGUCUCAGUGGGCUGCGAGCAAUAUAUAAUGACGGUGUACUCACGAAUUCACGUGCACCAAACCUAUUGUGUUCCAUAAAGCUACACAGUACGUUUUUUUUUCUAUCUAGUGACGUUCUCGUAGAACAAGUUUAAAUAUUAAGGUGUUUUCUAUUAGAUCAAUAGACACGAUCAAUAGGUACUUAGUUUAGUGUAGUAGAAAAAAGAAAAGCAGUACUAAUCUCUUAAGUACAUUUUUUCUAUGUCGACCGUAAUCACCUGUUAUGCGUACUCGGUACGUGUAUAUUCAUGUUUUUAAUUUCAACGAUCGCCAUAAAAACGAAAUAUUAUGCCCUCCAAGAAACGUGUGAUACUAUAGUCUUAUACAUUUCAGAAGUGCUUAUGGAUCUUCCACUCUUACACACACACACAUAUAUAUAUAUAUAUAUAUAUAUAUAUAUAUAUAUAUAUAUAUAUAUAUAUAUCCAGUCCCCAUUUUUGCAGUAAUUACUGAAUCUAUAGUUCAUGAUAGACUUCUAAACAUCCUUUGUUUAGGAGAUCUUUGUUUGAACAGAAGAUCGUUCUGAACAAUGAAUAAUGAAAUUGUAAAUAUUGAUACGCUAGAAUGCAACGUCUGACUUAAAAGGAAAUGGUAUUUUGUGAAUAUGUACUAAAUGUGGUCUUCAGGGACAGUUCCUGCUAAUAUACAUAUAUACGAAGUAGAACGUCCGGUAUAAUCGUUCUUGGCAUAUAAAAGCAUCGAUAGAGAAUACAUAAAUAUUUAUGGAAAUAUUUUAUUUCCUAUGAAUAAUAUAUUAAUAUAAGCACUUUGUCAAAAAGUGUUACGGAUAAUUAGCUAUCUAACUGAAACAAUACCCGUGCCACAGACAGUGUAUCGUGUAAGAGUUUACUUUCUUUGUGAUCUAUCAUACUCAUUUAUCUCUGUGUCGUGUGUCUGUGUGUGUGCGCGCGCGUGCGUGUGUAUGUUCAAUAUUUAUUAGCGUGAAUGCGUAAAAAUUGGAAUAUCUAGAAUGUG
Messenger RNA from Odontomachus brunneus, 2541 nucleotides. RefSeq names its product origin recognition complex subunit 4 (gene Orc4). Gene Ontology annotation, molecular function: ATP hydrolysis activity; DNA replication origin binding; ATP binding. The coding region runs from base 203 to 1555 and encodes 450 amino acids. NCBI's taxonomy places the organism in Eukaryota, Metazoa, Arthropoda, Insecta, Hymenoptera, Formicidae. The transcript has 6 exons. The record is from RefSeq and is a predicted model, not a curated record. Gene Ontology annotation, biological process: DNA replication initiation; DNA replication. Gene Ontology annotation, cellular component: nuclear origin of replication recognition complex; nucleus.